AAGGAAGAAGAAGAAGAACCCCGGAAGUAGAUUCUUCUCCUCUUAGCAUGGCGCAAAUGAAUACUUUGCAGUAGUAAUUGCUAAUACUGGUGAAUUUGUAACAAAACGAAUUAUAUGAAUAUGUAAUUCCCACGUGAGAAGUUAUCACAAGAAAGGUUGAGUAAGAUUUUUUUCACAAUGGCGUCAGGCGUGGGAGAACAAGCACAUGGUAGCGUGGCCUCCCAGUUCUACAGCAAUGAGGAAGAAACAGCCGUUGACAUGACCACUAGCGAGAAGGUGGUGGACUUGCUAAACCAGGCGGCCCUCAUCUCUACAGAGGAAAAGCUUAUUGUUCUCAAACAGGUGCAGGAGUUGAUUAUCAACAAGGACCCUUCAUUGCUUGAUAAUUUUCUGGAUGAAAUCAUCGCAUUUCAGACUGAUAAAUCAAUUGAGGUGCGAAAGUUUGUCAUCGGAUUCAUUGAGGAGGCAUGUAAAAGAGACAGUGAGCUGCUUCUGAGGCUGAUUGCCAACCUGAACAUGCUGAUGAGAGAUGAGAGUGUGAAUGUGGUGAAAAAGGCCAUUCUGACGCUCACUCAGCUAUACAAAGUGGCUUUACAGUGGCUGGUGCGCACUAAGAGUGUCUCGGACAUGCAGGAGGCAUGCUGGGAUAUGAUGACCCAGAUAAAAGAGGAUGUUCUGGCCUUGCUGGAUUCCGAUAACGAUGGAGUUCGCACUCAUGCCAUCAAAUUCACAGAGUCCCUCAUCAUCACGCUGUCACCACGUACACCUGACUCUGACACGCCCAAGAAACAGGAGGGAGACAUCAGCCUGGACAAAAUCCCCAAAGACCACACAUAUAUUCGAUAUGACACCUUAUGUGAGGAGGGUAAGUUGGCUCUGGAGCAGUUGUUAAAGUUUAUGGUGCACCCUGCCAUCUCCAGCAUUAAUCUCACCACUGCACUGGGAUCACUGGCCACGCUGGCCAGACAGCGGCCCAUGUUCAUGUCUGAGGUAGUGCAGGCCUAUGAGACGCUACAUGCUAACCUGCCCCCAACUCUGGCUAAGUCUCAAGUGAGCAGUGUGCGCAAGAACCUGAAGCUGCACUUGGUCUCGGUGCUGAAGCACCCCAGCAGCGUGGACUUCCAGGGCCAGAUUUCCACUCUGCUGCUGGACCUCGGCAUGUCUCAGAGUGAGAUCACCCGCUGCACACCAGCCACUGUACAGCCCCGUAAGAGGCUCCACCAUGAGCCCUACGUUGAGGGCAAGAGGAUCAAGAUGGAGGCCUCUCUAGUGGAGGAUGAUGAGGAUAAAGAAGAACCAGCUCCAGUCGUCACCACAAAACCAUCCUCCUCUGUUGGCACCCAAUCAGCCAUCGAUCUCACUGCUGAGUUCCUGUUGCCUCUGCUGACUCCAGACAAUGUGGCCAACCUGGUGCUCAUCAGUAUGGUUUACCUGCCUGAAGUGAUGCCGGCCUCUUUCCAAGCCACCUACACACCUGUAGAAUCAGCCGGCACUGAUGCCCAGAUAAAACACUUAGCCAGGCUGAUGGCCACACAGAUGACUGGGGCUGGCCUGGGACCAGGGCUGGAGCUGUGUAAGGCUCGAGAUGAAGAGGUGAAGGAGGAAUAUGGUGGAGCGGGUGAGUCCAGCUCCAAAGACCCUCUCAUCAUCCGCAAGCUGUCUGCUGUGUCCCUGGGUCAAGCCAUCUCAGUGGUGGGGGCGCCAGCAGCCUACAAGAGCCCUAUCACUGAAGAGGCACCUCAGAUCAAGAAGUUCCCAGAGCCCAUACUGCCCACCACACAGCCCAAAGCUCCUGGGGCCAGUGGCAGAAAAAAAGUGUUCAAAUUGGCCGACGUGGUGCAGCCAUUUUCAGAGGCUCAGAUUGAGAAACUCACCAACAUGGCCAUCAAGCGGAUCCUCCAAUCAGAAAAGGUCAUUGCACAGAGUGGGAUGUCCCAUGUCCGUGUGAAGCUGCUUGCACGGUUGGUGACCCAGUUUGAGGGUGGGAAGAAAAAUGACUUGUUGCAGUUUAUCUUGGAGGAUAUGCGGGGCAGAAGUGAGCUGGCCUUUUCUCUGCUGUACCACGAGUACAAUGAAUACCUGAGUCAGCAGCCCCCCAGCUCUCUGGACAGCUAUGAGCACUGUCUGUACACACUGCUGUCUGGCCUGCAGGAGAAACCUGAGCAGAGGGAUGGGCUUUUCACCAAGCUUGUGUUGGAGGCUCCAGUCAUUACAGACUCAGCACUGGAGGUGAUUCAACGCUACUGUGAGGACGAGUCACGUGUUUACCUAGGCAUGUCCACAUUAAAGGAGCUCAUCCUCAAACGCCCAUCCAGACAGUACCAGUACCUCAAUGUCCUUCUGAACCUCAGCUCUCACGAAAAAGAAAAGGUGCGCUCCACUGCUCUCAGCUUCAUCAAGCGCAUGUAUGAGAAGGAACAUCUGAAGGACUGUAUUGAGAAGUUUGCUCUCACCUACAUGCAGUUUCUGGUCCACCCAAACCCACCUUCUCUUCUGUUUGGAGCAGGAGAGGAUACAGAGGUGGCAGCUCCCUGGACAGAGGAAACGGUGCGGCAGUGCCUUUACCUCUAUCUCUCCCUCCUUCCCCUCAACCAUCGUCUGGUGCAUGAGCUGGCUGCUGUCUACACCGAGGCCAUCGCUGACAUCAAACGCAGUGUGCUCAGGGUCAUCGAACAGCCUAUAAGAGGAAUGGGAAUGAGCUCUCCUGACCUGCUGCUCCUGGUGGAGAACUGUCCUAAAGGAGCAGAGACGCUGGUCACUCGCUGUCUGCAUAUACUCACUGAUAAAGUGCCGCCAUCUCCUGAGCUGGUGGAGAGGGUGAGGGAUCUUUAUCAUAAGCGAGUGCCAGAUGUUCGCUUCCUCAUUCCAGUAAUCAAUGGCCUGGAGAAGAACGAGGUGAUCCAGGCUCUACCCAAACUCAUCAAACUCAAUCCUAUUGUGGUGAAGGAGGUGUUCAACAGACUGCUGGGCACUCAACAUAGUGAGGGCAGUUCCUCCAUAUCUCCGCUCACUCCUGGAGAGCUCCUCAUCGCCUUACACAACAUUGACUCUUCCAAGUGUGACAUGAAGUCAAUCAUCAAAGCCACUAACCUGUGUUUUGGGGAGAAGAAUGUGUACACGUCCGAGGUGCUGGCCGUGGUGAUGCAGCAGUUGAUGGAGCAGACCCCUCUCCCUAUACUGCUGAUGCGUACGGUCAUCCAGUCCCUCACGAUGUACCCUCGCCUGGCUGGUUUCGUCAUGAACGUUCUAGCCCGACUCAUCCUCAAACAGGUGUGGAAAUAUCCUAAAGUGUGGGAGGGCUUUGUAAAGUGCUGCCAGCGCACCAAACCCCAGUCCUACAACGUUCUCCUCCAGCUGCCUCCACCACAACUGGCUAGUGUGUUUGAGCGCUGCCCGGAGAUGAGGGAGCCCCUCCUACAGCACGUUCACUCCUUCACCCCUCACCAACAAGCCCACAUUCCAGUGUCUAUAAUGGCUGUUCUGGAGGCCAACAGCAGGAAGCCGGAACCUGAACCACAACCUGAACUUCAUCAUCCAGAAAUAAUAGAAGAGAGAGAGGUGCCAGUACCAAAGCAUAUAUCAAUGCCUGCACCAGUAUCACAAGCAGAACCUCCAGCCCCGACACCGGUAGAGUUUACUGAACCACCACCACCACAACAGAUCCCCAGGAGGGAAGAAGUAGAAGAACCCAUGGAGCGGGAAGAGACAGACCAUGCUGCUCUGGAGGUCACGUCUGAAGCCGCAUCACAGCAGGUGGAGGUGUCUGAGGAGGCAUCACACUCCAACUCCAUUUCAGAGAAGACCGAUGAACCCAUGGAAGAGUCGGCUGCGAUGCCUGUGGAUGUGGCUGACCAACCCAAAGAUGAGUCCGAGGAUGUUGUUCCAGAAGCAGGAGAAAGCAGUGUGGACUGAUGCCAUUUGAAAUAAGACUGAAUGGAAGCACUGACAUUGAAAAGAUGUCUCUUUCUAUACUGCUUUGUUCAGUGUACUAUGUAUCUGUAAGUUAGAAGUAAAAAUGAAAUGGAAUAUUUUGGUUUAUUUCUUAGAGGUUACGAAUUGUGCAAAUUAGUUUGAAAAUAAAUUGAUUUUGAAUGUGCCACAAUGUUUUCAUUUCUAGAAUAAAAUGCCAUCUCCAACCAGUAAAUAUGAGAAACAAAUCAUUGGUCUCUGUACUUUAGUCUCUCGUGAUUGUUAAUUUUGACCGCAUUCGGCCAAUCAGAAUAAAGACGCUGC
This is a messenger RNA of Sinocyclocheilus anshuiensis, 4233 nucleotides long. RefSeq names its product symplekin-like. NCBI's taxonomy places the organism in Eukaryota, Metazoa, Chordata, Actinopteri, Cypriniformes, Cyprinidae. Bases 178 to 3912 code for a protein of 1244 amino acids. Gene Ontology annotation, cellular component: mRNA cleavage and polyadenylation specificity factor complex. The transcript has 27 exons. The record is from RefSeq and is a predicted model, not a curated record.